Molecule: messenger RNA, 6604 nt
Organism: Toxotes jaculatrix (banded archerfish)
Lineage: Eukaryota; Metazoa; Chordata; Actinopteri; Toxotidae
Product: caskin-2-like
Exons: 22
Coding region: 552-4589 (1345 amino acids)
Molecular function (GO): protein binding
Source: RefSeq, a predicted model, not a curated record
GGGAAAAGCCGCAGGAACGAAAGCUGCCGAAGUGUCGAACGAAGUACGAAAGUCCCGAAAAUACACAGAAUCCGCGUGUUAAACCUGCGCGGGGAUGGAAGUUUAAUCUAAAACCUCUGGAAGUUAAUCCUUUUGGAAUAAGAAACUCAAAGAAACUUGCUUUUCCUGGAAUAUCGACCGUAGGAAUACUUCGCCAGCCCCUCGGAGCCUUCCCGCAAACUGCCACCGUGGUCCGUUAACAUUCAGGGCUGAAAAGUUUCUGGCUCACCUGAAUAUCAAAGGCUCUCAGUCCUGACCACAGCUCCCCCCGCCCCCCACCUCCGUCCUCCGUCCUCCUCUGAAAAGUCUGAGCAGGAAAUAAAGCAUCGGAGGAGUUUUUCCGUCUCCGCAGGCUCAGAGGAAACAUCGCCGAGCUUCCUGGCUGUCAGCUGAGUGUCAGAGGGGAAGUGGAGGGUCUCACCUGAGGCAGGUCCAUGUCUCCGGCACUCAGCAUGAGGCUCUGAGGAGGCGGUGGGAUUUUAAAUAAAGCUGGUUCAAACACGAGGAGGAGUAUGGGGAAGGAGCAGGACCUGCUGCAGGCGGUGAAGAGCGGAGACCUGCUGUCCACGCAGAAACUUCUGUCCAAACUCAAAACCAACAGGAACAAGUUGCUGGGCUCCACCAAGAGACUGAACGUGAACUACCAGGACUCAGAUGGGUUUUCAGCCCUGCACCAUGCUGCUCUCACAGGGACCACAGAGCUGCUGUCAGCGCUGCUGGAGGCUCAGGCCACCGUGGACAUCAAGGACACCAAUGGAAUGCGUCCGCUGCAUUACGCCGCCUGGCAGGGAAAAGCCGAAUCUGUACUGAUGCUGCUUCGCUCCGGAGCCUCGGUCAACGGAGUCUCGCUGGACGGACACAUCCCUCUGCACCUGGCCGCUCAGUACGGACACUAUGAAGUGUCUGAGAUGCUUCUGCAGCAUCAGUCCAACCCGUGUCUGGUCAACAAGGCCAAGAAGACGCCUCUGGACCUGGCCUGUGAGUUUGGAAGAGUCAAGGUGGCCCAGCUGUUGCUGAGCAGUAACAUGGUGGUGGCGUUGUUGGAAGGUGAGAGGAAGGAGCCGACGGACUCGGCCUUCACCACCCCGCUGCACCUCGCCGCCCGCAACGGGCACAAAGACAUCAUACGGCUGCUGCUGAAGGCCGGCAUCGACAUCAACAAGACCACCAAGUCCGGAACGGCUCUGCACGAAGCCUCUCUGUACGGGAAAACAGAGGUGGUCCGCCUGCUGCUGGACGCCGGAGUGGACGUGAACAUCCGAAACACCUACAACCAGACGGCGCUGGACAUCGUCAACCAGUUCACCACCUCACACGCCAGCAAGGACAUCAAGCAGCUGCUCCGAGAUGCCACGGGGGUUUUGCAGGUCCGAGCUCUGAAGGACUACUGGAACAUCCACGAUCCCACCGCCCUCAACAUCCGAGCCGGAGACAUCAUCAUGGUGUUGGAGCAGCACAUGGACGGACGCUGGAAGGGCCACAUCCACGACAGCCCGAGAGGGAUGGACCGCGUCGGCUUCUUCCCUCCGUCCAUCGUGGAGGUCAUCAGCAGAAGAAAUGGGGGCACCCUGUCCCGGCACGCCUCUCUGCCCACCCAGCGCCAGCAGCAGCUGUCCAGAGCCCCCCUCUCCUCCAGCCUCAGCUCUGCUCCUCAGACCGACGACUCCUACACUCUGUACGCCCCCCCCACCCACGUGGUGCUGCCGUUAGCCAACGGCCUCACUACCAACACAGGUCUGUCUCCGAGCCGCCUGUCUCAGUCCGGGUGUCCCUUCGAGGACAUCUGGGUUCUCAGGGACUCGUGUCAUGCUGGAGACAGGAACAGCGUCGGCAGCACCGGCAGCGUGGGCAGCACCCGCAGCGCCGGGAGCGGACAGAGCACCGAGAGCAACAGCGCACCCAACGGGCUCCAGCACCACACCGGUCACCAUGACAACGCCAACAAGCCGGCGCCCUCUGCUGCUGAUCCUGGACACUCAGACCUCAGCAAACAGCCUGAUCAUCCUGCAGGUGGGACUCCUCGCAGGCAGACGGUGACGGUGCAGAGAGCUGCGGAGCAAAGCUUCUCCCAGCAGUUUGUUCGCCCUCAGCAGCUGCUGGAGGGAAAGGAUGCAGAGGCCAUCUAUCAGUGGCUGAGUGAGUUCCAGCUGGAGCAGUACACCCCCAACUUCAUCAGUGCAGGUUACGAUGUGCCGACCAUCAGCAGGAUGACUCCUGAGGAUCUGACCGCCAUCGGAGUGACCAAACCAGGCCACCGCAAGAAAAUUUCCAUUGAGAUCAACAACCUGAACAUCCCAGAGUGGCUGCCUGAAUACAUCCCAUCUGACCUGGGUGAGUGGCUCAGUGCCAUCGGUCUCCCACAGUACCAAAAAAAACUCUCUGAAAACGGCUACGACUCCAUCAGCAUCGUCAAAGACCUGACGUGGGAGGAUCUGCAGGAGAUCGGCAUCACCAAGCUGGGCCACCAGAAGAAGCUGAUGCUGGCAGUGAAGAAGCUGUGUGACAUCCAGAGGGCGAUCCUUCAGGCUGAAUCAGGCCAAGGCACGCUGCGACGCAAAGGCCCCGGAGCCCUUCACCUGGUCACCAUCGAGCCGUCCGACUCUGCAGGCGAGUGCUCUUCUCCUCACACCCCAAAGAUGCUGACCUUCCAGGACAGCGAGCUGAGUGCCGAGCUGACGACGGCCAUGUCCAGCCACUAUGGAGGCUGCGAGGAAGGUUUGGCCAUCAAGAACGCAGUGGGAAUGUCUCAGAGCCAGGAAAGCAUUGACACCCGGUCCAGAGGCUCCGGCCGCUCCCAGGAUCCUCCCACAGCUUCCAUCACCCCCCACAGCUGGUCCCAGGAGAGCCUGGACGGCAGCCCUGCCAAGGAGAGGAACCUCCCUGAGGGCUGGGACCAGAGGCCUCUGCAGCAGCAGCCGCUGCCCAAGCAGGUGCCUCUGGGCACAGCCACCGUGUUCAAGUACCCGGCCAUCCCAGCCAAGCCUAAACUGUCCGGAUCUCGUGGCCCGUCCCCUCACGGCUCCCCGGCACUGAAGGGUUUCAGCUACCUGCAUUCUCACUGUGGCUCCACAGACCUGGGCUCAUCCCCCAGGCAUGAGGACCACACCGUGAGCCAGGCACCGCCCAAGAAGCGCACCCAGAGUAUGACCCGCUACGCUCUGUCGGACGGAGAGCCUGACGAGGACGAUGAGGAACCGGCACUUCCUUCUGGAAACCUGCCGUCCUACGCCACCUUAACUCGCAAGCCAGGCCGCAGCCAGUUGGCUCGAUUACAGUCGAGUCCAGAAAAGAACAGCAACGUGGGACGCAGUCAGUCGUUUGCAGUGCGUGCACGGAAGAAAGGUCCUCCUCCUCCCCCGCCAAAGAGGCUGAGCUCAGUGAGCAGCACCACCAGCGGGGAGCUGAGCGACAGCAGCACGACGUCGUCUCCGGGCAGGGUGGUGACUGACAGUCCAGGGAGUGUGAGGAGCAUCACUGCAUCUCUGGAAGGAAGCGUAGAGGGGAAGAACCCCCCAGGACCUAAACCGGACAUCAUCCACCAACAGCAGCCACCCUCCUCCCUCAUCUCUGCAGGGCAGGAACCCAGAGAGGCUGCAGGGGUGAGGCGGAGGGUGCAGAGCGAGUGUAUUCCCACCAAGACCAGCACUGAGCCGGACCGAGGGGUGAAGUCUGACUCAGAGGAGGAAGAAUCAAAAGGUCAGGGACUGCAGGGCUCCUCGUCCCCUCAGAACAGUUCCAGCGAGUGCAUCCCCUUCGCAGAGGAGGGCAACCUGACCAUCAAACAGAGGCCUAAAGCUCCAGGGCCUCCCAGGGCUGAGGCUGUACUGGAGCCCCCAGAGAAACCAGCAGCCAAGAACCUGGAGGUGCCCGAGUUUAAUCUGAAGGAGUCGGACACGGUGAAGCGCCGACACAAACCCAAAGACAAGGAGCAGGGAGGAGGCUCCCCCAGCAGAGAGGGAGCAGGGACAUCAGGGUCAGAGUCCAGCAGCAGCAGGCCUCCAUCCCAGAGCCAGGAGGACGUCAGUCUGAGCAUCAGUGAGGCCAGUCUGGAGACGCCAGCCAGUCCAGCUACAGGGUCCCCUAUCAAACCUCCGCUGUCCCCGAAACCUCCUGCUGUUGCCCCAAAACCUGUCCGCCACAGUCUGCUGGCUGCACAAGCAGCUGGACUGUCCUCUCCAGCUGUGACAGUCAGUGUGGUUCAGAGUUUGGCCUUUGCUGCUCCGUCCUCUCCGGCUCCGGCCCCCGCUCCGGCCCCGGCUCCGGCCUCAGCCCCUCAGAGUCCCUCUCUGACAGCAGCGAGGCCUCAGGUGUGUGUGGUGGGUCCGGGUCCUGUCCCUGAGUCGUCCUGUGGGACUGAGGUGGUUCAGCAGAGACUGGAUCAGACCAGCACGUCUCUGGAAGCUGCUCUGAAGGCUGUUGAGAGGAAACUGAACUUGGAGGACAACCCGGACGGCAGAGCAAACACAGUGAAGUCUGCAGGGACCAUCCUGGAUGACAUCGGCAACAUGUUCGACGACCUGGCCGACCAGCUGGACGCGAUGUUGGACUGAAGGUCUCCCAUAACAAACCAAGUACCCUCCUUCAACCUCAGGAAGUGAAACACAGACACAGGAAAAGGAGGGCUGAUGGAGGGACUGCCCCACCGGUGUUUUACCCCCCACUCUGAGCUCCACAGUCGGAGAAGUCAGACGCUUCUCUGUGUGUGAACGCCAGCACUUAGUCUCCACUGUGCUUCCUCAGCAACACUCACAAACAUUUCAGUCUGAAAGCAGCUGAAUCUGGUUUCUGUUCAGCACAAACCUUUUCAAUCCGCCUCAAACAGGAACCAUCAGUGUGAUCCUAUCAGCCCAGUGUGAGGAGAAGCUGAUUAUUACGAUUAUUAUUAGACACUAAUACUGUAACAUAACGUUUUAUCUUUUUGAAAUUAUAGAGAGCUGAACGCCUGAUGUCACUUUUAAUGAUGAACCCACAGAAAAAUAUCACCAGACUCUGCAGGUUCCCUCCCUCUGUGGAGCCUUUUAGCCUCUUUUAGCUCCUAGUUUUGGUUUCCUGUCUGGUUCUCAGCUGUUUUCAGAGAAACAUCUGUAGACAGCCUCUGUCCUCGACCUGCUGAGCAGCUGGUGGAGACCAAACGCAGAGCUAAAGGAGAGGGAACACUGGACUUUCAUUCUUUAUCAUCAUCGUUUCAAAGCUGAAACUGACUGACAGCCGUUAUCGCAGCUUUAACAAAGCUGGACGAUUUUGUUCGGACACCUGGAGGUCCCAUGACCUCAGUGCAGCGCAGCAGUGCAUCAUACGUCGCUGUAACAGAUGUUCAAACCAAAAACAGUGCUGCUGUAAAACACGCAGCCAGCAGGUGGUGGAGGUGCUCUGGCAACAAGCCUCGUGAAAUACCUGUGGAUCCGUCUGCUUCGUUCUCUGUGCUGCCGACAGGUGUUUGACAGGUGUUCGACUGGUGACCGACAGGUGGUCGACAGGUGUUCGACAGGUGUUUGACAGGUGUUCGACUGGUGACCGGCAGGUGGUCGACAGGUGUUCGACUGGUGACCGACUGGUGACCGACAGGUGUUCGACUGGUGACCGACACUGUAACUGUAGCACAGAAAACCAGGCCCAGCCUGCAGAAACCAGCACUGUGAACACGCCUGUUCCACGACAGGAAGGACGUUCGUUACCACUGAAACCUGCAAUAAGCAACUAUAUGAAACUGAUUUUUAAACUCUGACCGUGCUAAUCCAGGCGUACGGAGCGGAAUCAGCACACGUCUCUGAUUCAGUUUUCCUCCAGCUUCACUGCGGCUCGCUUUUCACCGUGUCUGACCUUUUCAAAUUUUACAUUUAUAGUAUUUAAACAAAUCUAUUUUGUUCCAAGUGAUCUUAACCAUGCGUAGUUAGUCUUCCCCUCUGCUCAGUGCCAGUAUGUAUGACCUUUUCUACAGGUGUGUGUGUGGUUCUGAAGCUACAGAAACCCAGAACAGUGCUGCCUGAUGCUGUUUAUACAAAGGGAAGAGAAGCAUGUUCAGCUCCUCUCACAGGUGGAGUCGGUCUUUGUGUGUACAGUGGAUGACGGCAUGUGACAUGUCAGUAAUAUACAGACUAUUUUUUGAUAUUCAGUUUAACCAAUUUAGUAUUUAAAUUAGCGUUAUCUAAAUGUGUAUAUUGUACACCAGAGAUAUAUACAGGAGCUGAUAUUCACCAAAGGUCUUUGUACAGAUUCUCCUCAGAUAUUUUCACAAACGUUUGCUCUAAAGAAAACUCAGACUCAUGAGCUGUUGUCCUCCUUGUUGUUGUGAGAUGUGUGUGAAAUGUUUUCGUGUCCAGCCUGCAGCAUAUGGAUGAACCUUCCGUAUUUAGCAUGCCAUAGCUCUGUUUGAACACGUUCAGUUUGUGACAAAGAUUGUUAAGCCUGGUGUGUUUGGUUGUGUCUUGUGAUCAUGUGACCUCGGUGUGAGUGAGAUGCUCUGUUAGAUUUUCUUUGUCGCUCAGUCUCAGGAAAAAAAUCGCCCCGGACCUGAACCCGAACCCGUCAGCUCCUCCGUGUUCUCCUGCUCUCAGAAUGGAAGAUU